AUGAAAGGAAACUUUACACAAAACCCAGCCUAUUUCCAACUAACACUCUUUGCAGAUUAUGGACGUCUUCGAUAUCUGUUUUUUACUCUCUGUUUGUUGAUCUAUAUAAUGAUAAUCUCUGCUAACAUGGUCAUUAUAAUCACUAUUAUGUUAGAAAGAUCUUUGCACCAGCCAAUGUUUAUCUUUAUCUGCUGUUUAUCUGUGAACUCUCUGUACGGCUCUGCUGGAUUCUUCCCCAGGUUUUUGGUCGAUCUUUUGUCUGAUUCUCAUCUCGUCUCACGACCUUGCUGUUUUACUCAAAUAUAUGUAAUUUACACAUAUGCUUCAUAUGAGUUUACAAUACUUGGAGUCAUGGCUUACGACAGGUUUGUGGCCAUCUGUCAGCCUCUGCAUUAUCACACUAAAAUAACCAUAAGGAAAGCAGUGUUUCUGUGGGGAAUUGCUGUUGUUUAUCCUGCCUUUGCAAUAGGUUACGGCGUUUCUUUGAGUGUUCAGUUACCUCUGUGUGGAAAUAAACUGCCCAGGAUUUUCUGCUCAAACUGGCCUGUGGUUAAAAAAUCUUGUGUGGACACGACACAUAACAAUGCAGUGGGUCAGUUUGUGACUGUUACUACGAUCUUUAUCCCUCUGCUGUUUGUGCUGUUCUCAUAUGUGCAAAUUCUCAUUGUGUGUAAAACAGCCAGCGCUGAACUGAGAGGCAAAGCUUUGCAAACCUGCGUUCCACAUUUAGUGACUUUUGUCACAUAUUCUUUCUCAGUUUUUCUGGAGCUGUCACUGACACGAUUUGACACAAACAAAAUCAACCCAAUAGUCACAGCUGUUUUAUCUUUGGAGUAUCUAAUGGUGCCUUCAAUUAAUAACCCUCUUAUCUACGGACUCAAGCUGCCACAGAUCAGAGCAGCAGUUUACCAGCGAUUUAAAAUAAAAACAUUUGCAUUUGUGAGGUUUUAUUUCGGCAGAAGGGGCUACACCAGGCUCAGACUGCACAGGGUGCAGCUCCAGACAGCCUGGGUGCCAGGUAAUACCAGACGAUACCUGGACCUUGUACGGAUGGUGGUGAUGAACCUCAAAUCAGGUGCAGGCAGGGGUGGUCCUGUGGCUGCGCCCCCUCCUGGGCAGGAGGCUUGGACAGACUGA
This is a messenger RNA of Periophthalmus magnuspinnatus, 1137 nucleotides long. Its product is annotated as olfactory receptor 51L1-like. NCBI's taxonomy places the organism in Eukaryota, Metazoa, Chordata, Actinopteri, Gobiiformes, Gobiidae. The record is from RefSeq and is a predicted model, not a curated record. The transcript is spliced from 2 exons. Bases 1 to 1137 code for a protein of 378 amino acids. Gene Ontology annotation, biological process: G protein-coupled receptor signaling pathway. Gene Ontology annotation, molecular function: G protein-coupled receptor activity; olfactory receptor activity. Gene Ontology annotation, cellular component: membrane.